AUGUUUAGUUUUAUAAGUGAAAGGGAUCGUGGCCAUUCAUCUUAUGCAGAUCAUGCUCCAGCCAUUCUCUUAAGAGAUUCCAAGGACUGUGGCAUUUUAACUUGCCGACCUGCAUUCCUGCAGAGAUUUGCUGGAAUAAAAGUUUUUGUGUUCCUGCUCUCCUUUUUGGUGACAUUACAACAAGCUCUGAGCUCAGGAUACAUAAAUUCGGUCAUCACCACCAUCGAGAAGAGGUUUGAGAUCCCGUCCAGCCUCUCUGGGCUCAUUGCGUCCUCUUAUGAGAUUGGCAAUGUCAUUACCGUGAUAUUCGUGAGCUAUCUGGGUAGCAGGAGACAUAUCCCUGUCUGGAUUGCAGUAGGUUCUGUGAUAAUGGGUAUUGGGUCUGUCAUAUUUAUGGUCCCUCAUUUCAUAGCAGAGCCUCACCUCUCCUCCACAAUGACCAAUACUUCUUCAGAUAAUAUUUGUCGUGGAGUAUCUGUUCGUGAACAAGAUAUGGGUCUUGGCAGACUCUCAUCAGGUCUCUCGUCUCCCCCCCUCGCUCCUCACAACAACCUUCGAGUAGACAACUGCAUCCAAGGUUCACCAUCAACGGCUGGUCCUGUGAUGUUAUUUGUAUUGGCGCAGCUGCUACUUGGUUGUGGGGGCUCCCCACUUUUCACAUUGGGCACUACAUACAUUGAUGACCAUGUGCGCCCAGAGAGUGCCUCCUUGUACAUUGGCUGCAUGUACAGUAUGGCAGCUUUUGGACCUGUUUUGGGCUUCCUCUUGGGAGCUUAUUUGUUGUCAUUCCAUAUGGAUUCCCUAUCUGGCUCUGUCAUUUCAAUUGAUCCUGGUGAUCGAAGGUGGGUUGGUAUGUGGUGGGGAGGAUUCCUACUUUGUGGUUUGCUGUUGAUUCUGGUUGCUAUUCCAUUCUAUGCAUUCCCUAAGACGUUACAGAGAGAAAAAGAGAAGAUUCGUCUAAUGGAAAAGUCUAGACCUGAACCUAGUAGGCCUCAGAAACCAGCUGAUGUGAAUGCCCCUCAAGGACAAUCUAAUGACACUGGAUAUGGAAAGGAUGUAAAAGAUAUCCCUCGUUCAAUGUGGCGCCUGGUAUGCAAUCCUGUGUAUGUGGUGACAUGUUUGGGUGCCUGUAUGGAACUAAUAAUUGUAUCAGGCUUUGUUGUGUUUUUGCCUAAGUAUCUGGAAACACAAUUUAGUCUAGGCAAAAGCCAAGCUAGCGUAUUUACUGGAUCAAUUGCCAUUCCUGGUGCAUGUAUUGGGAUCUUCAUGGGAGGAUGCCUUUUGAAACGACUGGAACUGAGGCCGAAGGGUGCUGUGCAAUUUGUACUUAUAUCCAACACUGUUUGUUUGGCGUGCUAUGGCCUCUUGUUUUUCCUCGGCUGUGAUAAUGUUAAGAUGGCUGGCACCACAAUUCCAUAUUUUAACAGCUCCAAGCCAGAACCAUUUCAGGUGAAUUUGACAGCAGCCUGUAACUUUGGCUGUGAGUGUCAUAUGACAGAUGUGGAGCCUGUAUGUGGCAACAAUGGCCUAACUUAUUUUAGCCCAUGCCAUGCAGGCUGCACUGCCUUUUCAUCUCGCUCAAACUACACCAAUUGUGCUUGUAUCCAUGGAAAUUUCAGUCAACUGGCAACAAGUGGAAGUGGUUCUUCAUCUACUGAAUUUGCUGAAGUUACGGUGGUACCAGUUGCCACAGCUGGACCAUGCAAUUCUCCAUGCCGCACAAUUUUUCCUUUUUUAAUUCUUCUAUUUUUUAUGACAUUUGUUGUUGCUGUGACACAAAUGCCUCUGCUUAUGAUAGUGCUUAGAUCUGUUGGUGAAGAAGAACGUUCCUUUGCACUUGGAAUGCAAUUUGUCAUCUUCCGUCUGUUUGGUUAUAUUCCUGCCCCAAUAUUGUUUGGGAAUUUAAUUGAUUCAACUUGCCUUUUAUGGAAAAGUGCUUGUGGAGAAAGAGGAGGAAGAUGUUUACUUUAUGACAUUGAACAGUUUCGAUACAGAUACGUUGGCAUCUGUGCUGGAAUAAAGAUUCUGGCACUUGCCUUAUUUCUUGUCGAUUGGUGGUUUGUUCGGCGACGAAGGCAACUGGAAGAGCAGGCUGCUCUGACAGUCAAUGACUUAGUGGGUUCAAUUAUUAGUCUUGAUAAAUUGUUCGAAGAGCGUCCAGCUACUAGUCACCAUGCAGAUGUCAAAACACUUGCCAUUGGAUCAUCGUUUCCUCCAUCAGAGCAACCCACUCCAUCAUCUGAUUCAUCUGCAGAUGUGUUAAGUUCCCGAAUUCCACCCGUGGCCACACAGACAUUAGAUUUACACCACCAUGACACUGAUAAUGAUUCGAAGAUAUCUCCGUCAUCUGAGACUCAUUCUGAUGCCAGUGUCACAGAACCAGCAAAAGAACUACAAGAUGUGAAUAUACAUCAAUAGAAGCUUUAAAUAGUGAAAGUGAUUAUUGAAUAAACGAUAUAAAAGUUAAAAAUAUUUAAUACAGAAAUAUAUUUUAUUGACUCAAGUGAAUUUUGACAUUUUUAUUUAAGAAAUAAAGUGCACAGAUUUAAAGUAUUCUUUUUUUUAAAAUAAAUUGCACUGUUAUUUUUGUCAAUGACAAAUCUAAUCAGAGAAAGAAACUCUUGUUUGCUACCAUAAUUUUCAGUUAGCGUGAAUGAAAUGCAUGAUAGCAUAUAGCAUCACCAGUGACCAGCAAAAGUAUCUUGGCUUCAAAUUUCAGCUUCAAAAGAACUGUGCUUCAUAACUUCAAAACAUUUCUGACAGAAAAUGAAACUUGAUGCCUGCCUUAUAUAAAGUAGCAAAUAUUACUUCAUAGUAACAUAGACAUGGUAGUGUCUUAUGGAGAAUGAUCAUACACAGAGACCACGGUUUUUGGAGUACAGCUAAAUAACCACACACAUCCAAGUUGCUUCCAAUUCAAGCUUAUACCAAACAAUUUAUAUUUAAUGGCUUGCAACUUAACAAGAAGAUUAAUUCUUAUGUUUAAUAUCGAGGGAUAUAAUUCAGAAUUUCUUUAUUUAUUUUUACUUUGUACUGGACUGUAACAGCCUUCUUUUGUGAAAUUUCGGUCAUUGGUAUUUUGUGUGCACAACUAUCCAAUUCAAGAGAAGUAAAGAAAUUGUUGAUCUCUGAUUUGUAAGUCAAUUGUAUCUUCAAAGACGUGCUGUGAAGUGAUAAAGUGAUUUGUGGUGAGCAGUUACUGUUGGGAUUGAGAGAUGAGAAACUUUCAUAGUGUCCUUAGUAAUUAUAUUUAUAGUAAUUUCUCCAAAAUUGGAGAAUCAUCACAAUGCAAAGAUAUAAAGUGAGCUGUGUAUUAAUAAAUAGUUAUGUUAUGCUCUAUUUUUCUGUAGUUAUGUUUGAUUCAAUUUCUGUUUUCAGAAAGUUAAUGGUUUCUUGGACAAAAGUUCUCUGUGAUCAUUUUCAAAAUGUAUUAUUAUACAACUGCAUAUACUUUGGGAAAUGUGAUAUCUGACUUAUGGUGGUACUUACCUCAAAAAUAUUUGCUGUGGUUGGAACUUAAUAUUUUCAUUUCUAAAUUGACAAUAAAAAUUUGGCUGCUUAACAUCUAAAUGGGCCCUGUGUCAUUCAACUCUUGAAAUAGAGAGUGACUACUAUUGAUGAGUACUGUUCCAAAUUUCAUGAAAAUAAUUUUGUUCCGUUUCAUGGUGGAUAAGAAUGAGGACCAACUGACCAUUUUAAAUGGCUAUAAAAAGGAACUUGCACAUUACAAACAUGAAAGAACAAGUUUUCCACCUUUUCAGUGUAUUGUCAAAGUAAAUUUUAGUUGUAUACUAAUGAUUAAGUGAUGUGUACACACACAUGCAACAUUUCCUUAUGAGACCGUGGAAUAUUGUGCACAUCUAAAUUGUUCACUUUUAGAUUUUCAAUUCUUUCAUUGUAAAAGCAUUGCUAACAACUUCCACUUCAUAAAACUUCAGGGAAUGCAAAAUUAUUCCGUAUGUCAAAAUUUAGAGAGAGGUUUAUGACACUCGAAGCAGACUUCACUGCUUUCACAUUUGAUUCAUAUUUCUCUUUAGACAGCACAAUGUAUUACAGCACUUAAAGUCUAAUGAUAUAUAUUAGGCACAGGCCUCACUAUUGGCUGUGAAAAUUUCAGUUACACAAAUUAUAUUGCCAUUAUGUUGUCGGAAGACUAUUAGAGUAAAUAUACCAUAGUUUCCAUGGUAGAUGUAUUCAAUCCAAGUUUCAAUAUAUUUCUUGUUUAUUCACCUUACAAGAGAUAGGUUUAGAAUUAAACAAGUAAGUAGAUUUGGGGGGAAACCAAAUAUACACACCUAGUUGUCUUUAGUGAAAUUCACAUUACAACUAAUGGUUGUGUGUAUACCUUAACUCCAGAGCUGAUGUGCACAGGUUUGCACCAAGUCUGAGGCCUUAAUUCAGCAAUGUUAAUAAAUGUUGGCCUAUCUUUUGAUGUUAAGCAGAGUUUUUAUGGCUGUGGAAUCAAAAGAUACUUUAUUUGUAGCAAGUUUUUAAUGCUUAAGUUUCUUAAUAUAUUCUGAAGGCAUAACGCGCUAUAGAAUAUAUUUUAGUACAGAGAGCAUUUUUAAUAAAUGAAAAAAAUUGACAAUUUGUUAGCUAUGUUUGGAUUUGCCAUUUGUGACACUUCAGGGAUGUACCAGUAUUUGAAAUUGGUCCUUUCAACAAUAGUUGUUUCCUUGUAGUACAUAUGAUUGUUUUCUUUGAAGAGAGAAUUCUUACAAACCACCACUGAGAAGUGUGUUAAAUCAAUCAGUCAUGACCGUGCAGCAUUACUAUGAGUUCAAAUACAUGACUAUAAUAUUGAUUAGUUCUUAAGCUUUUCAUGGUGACCUGUCAUCAGUAAGCUUUUUAAUCUAUUGCUUGAUACAUUUUCAUAAUAUUGAACUAGAUUUACAGUCUCUAGUAGAUUUGGAAUCACUAAAUUGAUUUGUUCUGUAGUGUAGAUAAAUUUUGACACUCAAGAAAAAAAAUUAUAUUUUUCUUUUGAUAAGCAAUCGGUAAUUAUAACCUUUAGAUAAUGAAAAUGUGGUUAAUAAGUACUAUACGAUCAAAGAUUAUAGAAAUGUAUUGUGACUGGUCAAGUUUGUUAAGAUGGAUGUAGCCAGAUAUAGUGAUUGAUAUACCUAAAAACUGCAUACUAUGAAAGAGAAAGAUCUCUGAGGAUUUUGUUUCCUAAAUUUAUUGUCUGUAAGACUCUUUUUACUGCAAAUUUAAACAGAAUAAGUCAUGCCGGCAUGACUGCUGCUCUAAAAUAAAAUAUUUCACUCAUACAUAUUUUAAAUUAAAAAUUAUCAUUACUAUUUUUUAUAUCAAGAAACAAAGACGUUUUGUAUCAAAUACGUAAAAUUUACCAUUGAAUGCAAGAUAAAUAUAAAUCAAUAUCUGCUUAAAUGAUAUUGUAAAUUUUUCUUUUCUCUAAAUGACUAAUAAUAGUACUAAUUCUUCCUGACUGUGAUAUUAACUGAACAUAAAAGGUUAAGGUAAUAUCUGCAAACUGCAAUUCUGUUUUGCAAGCAAUUUUGCCUUAACAAUGAAGUUAAUUAUUUGAUCAAUUCUUGAUAUCGCUAUGAAAAUUUGUACCCAACACAAGUUUCAAACAUGAAAAGGAAGUGUCUUACAGGUAUUCUUUUACCACAGACAUUGUUAUGUUUUCAGUUCAACUUUAUCUUUGCAUCGUUCUCAUCUAAAAACUUGUGGAAGCGUAUGCUGACACAUUUUAUUGCUGUUUCUCUCUCAUAGUAAUAAAACAAAUAGUUUUGUUCAUCAUUUUAAAUAUUAAUGAGAAAUAUUUUUGUAAUAAUUUGAAAAUAAGAAGCUCAAGGAAACGAUCUUGAAGCAGAUAUGAUCAGAAUAAAUUUCCAAUUAUUUCAUUGUUCUGUUAACAGGAAAACUUUCAUAAUUAUUGUUGUUUCCAGCACCUGCCAAUCUGAAGAAGCACAAUCAUUAUAAACAAUUUGAAAUUUCAUAAUGUUACAUAACACAUGUACUGCAUGCCUCCAUGUUUCAAGUGAAUGAAUUAUUCAGUAUGAUAUUGUAGUGAGGAAUUUGUUACAUUACACAAGUAAGUGUUUGAUUAAACUGUGAUGCGUAGAUGUACUGGAUAGAAAAAAAAAUAUAUUGGUUGUUUGAGUAUGUCAUCAGAAUAAAUGAAGAAUUGAAUAAGCUAUGGAAAUAAACAUUAUUUUAUUAUUACUCAUUUUGAACUUUUAAUAUACUUCCAUAAGCCUUUGAUAUGUUUUUUGAGUUUUGGUCAUUAAUAAUUGCAGAUUAAAAAUAUUUCAUUUUAAAUUAAAACAUACAAGAGUUUUAAUUCUAUAAAAUUAUUUGCUGUUUGUGAGAAUAUCUCUCUUCUUGAUAUAGAAGGAAUGAACACUGAAUGAAAUAUUAGAUAACUAUUUGAAGAUUUACAUCCUGAAAUAAUUUUUAAACAUAUAAUUUUGUCCCAAAACAUUCCACAGUCGGUCUUAAACUCUUAUCUUAAUAAAAAAAGUGCUUAUGAAUUACUAACUGUCUCUUAGAUUCUUACUCUUAUUAACAUAAAGGAUUUUAAAUUCAAGUAAAUUUUCUUGGAACUGCAAUUCAAAUAAGUUAAUUAAAUACUAUUUUUUCCUUCUAUCUCAUGAUUCGUGAGUUAAAAGAUGAAUGAGUUAUUUAAAUGGCUCCUUUUAAAUUUGUAGUUUUAUCAAUAUUAAUUUGACUUGCUUUCAGAAAGUAACUUAAAAUGCUGAAGAUGAAAUAUGUGAACCAUUUAGAAUUAUUAUAUCUGUAUUAAUUAUGUACAUUAUUUCAACAUGAAUGUAAUUUUUUUGGCAGAAUUUGACAAAAUACAUAGUCAUAGUUUCAAUGAAGCACUUCAUGAAAUAUAAAAAAAUUUUGCAAGUUAUAAAUGUAUUAUCAUUUGUUCCAAGUUAACUUACAGAAGUUAUACAAAUAAGAAAGAGACCUUUUGACAUUUAAAAUUUUGCCUAAAAUAAUUUAAGAAAGGUUUCAAUGUUAGUCUUCAAGAUGUUAAGGAGUAAAGAAAGGUCCUUUGAUUCUUCCUACAAUAAGCUCAUCAGAUGAAAAGAAAUUUAUGGCAAGUAUAAUUGAAUAAAAAACAUAUUUCUAAUCAGAAAUUAUUUCAACUGUUACAUACUACUUAAUUAUCGAAAAAAAAGAUCUUUUGUCAUGAAAGGUGUCAAGGCAACUUAAUGAUAUGAUACUGCAUACUCCAUCCAUCCAAAACAGAGAUUUUAGCCUCUCUUCUCCCUAAAUAAUAACCCACACCAGAUAUAGAUAUAGGCUACUUGUGUGUAUAUGGAAAGCAGGAGGAAGUGUACAGUAACACUGGGAUAUGACUGGUCAAACAAAUUUGCUUUUCCUCUGUCUUACAAAAAUUACAGUAAGGAUUUCACUUGCCCUGACCCCUUCAAUUAAAUCCUAGAGAACUCUGAACUUAAUGAAAGUUAGGAAGCAAUAAAUAUCUCAUCUCAGAUACCAUUUGUGCAGCAAAGGAUAAAAAUACAGUUUAUCACUGAAUGAAAUACAUUAGAUCACUGAAUGAAAUUAAACUCUUGCAUAUUAUUUUAAAUUUUGUUACUCUAAACAUACAAUUAGUCAAAGUAUUUCGUUAUAAAUAUGAACUUAUCAUUCAGAAACAUCAAUUUUCAUACCAAAAAUUAAAUGACAAUAUUAAGUGAGCAAAUUGGGUUAUAGAGUGUGGGGUAGACAACAGUUGUUGAAAUUACUGAUAAAAAUAUGUCUUGCACUCAACUAACUGCUUGCUCUAUCAUUCCGGAAGCACAAAUAUAUGUGAAUAUCUAUAUUCUUUGAAACUUUUAGUCUUGUGAACAAUCCCACUUCCUUUUCCAACACAUAAAAAUUGAAAACUAGAACAUUUUACAUUUUAUAAUGCAAGCAUUCAGUGUGCAUUGCCUCUAUAAACCAUCACAAUCUACAACAAACUCUGCAAAGGAACAUUUUGAUUAAGAUGUGUGCCAUAUUGUACAUAACUUAUUUGUAAAGCUUGAUUUAAGAUUGAAAAGGUUGGUUUCCUAUUGAAUGUGAAGUAGCAAAAUCAAUACUGUGAUGAUUUAAAAGAAAGUGCUGCUUUGUGUUCAUUAAGCUUAUUAUCAUAAGAUAUUUGAGCGAGAAUAAUGAAUUCCAAGACAAUAGUACAGCUCUUAUAAACAAUUUUGAGUUGCAUCAGUAAAAAUAUGAUUUGUUACUGGGGCCUUGUAAUUGUGUACUUUAAAAUUUCUUCUUUGUGAUCUGCAAAAGUAAUGUACACUGCAAUUCAAAUGCAGUUAUGUUAUAUUUAUGGCAUAUUAUGUGGCAAGAAUAAAAGUGUUUUUAUUUUCAUGAAAAGUUCAGA
Gryllus bimaculatus (two-spotted cricket) is the source of this 8353-nucleotide messenger RNA. The record is from the annotation of a GenBank genome assembly. Lineage: Eukaryota; Metazoa; Arthropoda; Insecta; Orthoptera; Gryllidae.